Molecule: messenger RNA, 4953 nt
Organism: Aegilops tauschii subsp. strangulata
Lineage: Eukaryota; Viridiplantae; Streptophyta; Magnoliopsida; Poales; Poaceae
Product: ATPase 2, plasma membrane-type-like
Biological process (GO): proton export across plasma membrane
Cellular component (GO): membrane
Molecular function (GO): ATP binding; ATP hydrolysis activity; P-type proton-exporting transporter activity
Source: RefSeq, a predicted model, not a curated record
GCCACUCCCACCCACGCACACGCCAGGGCAGCAAGGCGGCCAAGAAGGAGCGGGCGAGGCCGGCGGAGGCCGCGAGGCAGCAGGCCGGCGCCAUGGCGUCCAUGACGCUGGAGGACGUGAAGAACGAGACGGUGGACCUGGAGACCAUCCCGGUGCAGGAGGUGUUCGCCCACCUCAAGUGCAGCAAGCAGGGGCUGACCGGCACGGAGGCGCAGAACCGGCUCACCAUCUUCGGGCCCAACAAGCUGGAGGAGAAGACGGAGAGCAAGCUGCUCAAGUUCCUCGGCUUCAUGUGGAACCCGCUGUCGUGGGUCAUGGAGGCCGCCGCCGUCAUGGCCAUCGUGCUCGCCAACGGCGGCGGCAAGCCCCCCGACUGGCAGGACUUCGUCGGCAUCGUCACCCUGCUCUUCAUCAACUCCACCAUCAGCUUCAUCGAGGAGAACAACGCCGGGAACGCCGCCGCCGCCCUCAUGGCCGGGCUGGCGCCCAAGACCAAGUGCUUGAGGGACGGCAAGUGGAGCGAGAUGGACGCCUCCUUCCUCGUCCCCGGCGACGUCAUCAGCAUCAAGCUCGGGGACAUCAUCCCCGCCGACGCCCGGCUGCUCGAGGGCGACCCGCUCAAGGUCGACCAGGCCGCGCUCACCGGGGAGUCCAUGGCCGUGAACAAGCACGCCGGCCAGGGCGUCUUCUCCGGGUCCACGGUGAAGCAGGGCGAGAUCGAGGCCGUCGUCAUCGCCACCGGCGUGCACACCUUCUUCGGCAAGGCGGCGCACCUCGUCGACAGCACCAACAACGUCGGCCACUUCCAGCAGGUGCUCACCGCCAUCGGCAACUUCUGCAUCAUCUCCAUCGCCGCCGGGAUGCUGGUGGAGGUGGUGGUCAUGUACCCGAUCCAGCACCGCGCCUACCGCGACGGCAUCGACAACCUGCUCGUGCUCCUCAUCGGCGGCAUCCCCAUCGCCAUGCCCACCGUGCUGUCCGUCACCAUGGCCAUCGGCUCCCACCGGCUGUCGCAGCAGGGCGCCAUCACCAAGCGCAUGACCGCCAUCGAGGAGAUGGCCGGCAUGGACGUUCUGUGCAGCGACAAGACGGGCACCCUCACGCUCAACAAGCUCACCGUCGACAAGACGCUCAUCGAGGUGUACGGCAAAGGGAUAGACAAGGACACGGUGCUCCUCUACGCCGCCAGGGCGUCCCGCGUGGAGAACCAGGACGCCAUCGACACGUGCAUCGUCGGCAUGCUCGCCGACGCCAAGGAGGCCCGCGCCGGCAUCCAGGAGGUGCACUUCCUCCCCUUCAACCCCGUGGAGAAGCGCACGGCCAUCACCUACAUCGACGGCAAGGGCGACUGGCACCGGAUCAGCAAGGGCGCGCCGGAGCAGAUCAUCGAGCUGUGCCGGAUGCCCAAGGAGGCCGAGAAGAGGGUCCACGGCCUGAUUGACCAGUACGCCGACCGGGGCCUCCGGUCGCUGGGCGUGUCGUACCAGGCGGUGCCGGCCAAGAACAAGGACAGCCCCGGCGAGCCGUGGCAGUUCGUGGGGCUGCUGCCGCUGUUCGACCCGCCGCGGCACGACAGCGCGGAGACGAUCCGGCGCGCGCUGCACCUGGGCGUGAACGUGAAGAUGAUCACCGGCGACCAGCUGGCCAUCGGCAAGGAGACGGCGCGGCGGUUGGGCAUGGGCACCAACAUGUACCCGUCCACCACGCUGCUGGGCGACAAGAGCACAGAGAUGAGCGGGCUCCCCAUCGACGAGCUGAUCGAGAAGGCGGACGGAUUCGCCGGGGUGUUCCCGGAGCACAAGUACGAGAUCGUGAAGCGGCUGCAGGACCGGAAGCACAUCUGCGGCAUGACCGGGGACGGCGUGAACGACGCGCCGGCGCUGAAGAAGGCGGACAUCGGGAUCGCGGUGGACGACGCGACGGACGCGGCGCGGUCGGCGUCGGACAUCGUGCUGACGGAGCCCGGGCUGAGCGUGAUCGUGAGCGCGGUGCUCACCAGCCGCGCCAUCUUCCAGCGGAUGAAGAACUACACCAUCUACGCCGUGUCCAUCACCAUCCGGAUCGUUCUCGGGUUCAUGCUGGUGGCGCUGCUGUGGAAGUUCGACUUCGCGCCCUUCAUGGUGCUCGUCAUCGCCAUCCUCAACGACGGCACCAUCAUGACCAUCUCCAAGGACCGCGUGAAGCCGUCGCCCACCCCCGACUCGUGGAAGCUCAAGGAGAUCUUCGCCACCGGCGUCGUCCUCGGCACCUACAUGGCCCUCAUCACCGUGCUCUUCUUCUACCUCGCCCACGACACCGAGUUCUUCCCGGAGACGUUCGGGGUGCGGUCGAUCCGGGAGAACGAGAAGGAGAUGAUGGCGGCGCUGUACCUGCAGGUGAGCAUCAUCAGCCAGGCGCUCAUCUUCGUGACGCGGUCGCGGAGCUGGUCGUUCGUGGAGCGGCCGGGGGCGCUGCUGGUGAUCGCCUUCUUCGUGGCGCAGCUGCUGGCGACGUGCAUCGCCGUGUACGCCAACUGGGAGUUCUGCAAGAUGCAGGGGAUCGGGUGGGGGUGGGGGCUCUCCAUCUGGGCCUUCACCGUCGUCACCUACAUCCCGCUCGACAUCCUCAAGUUCAUCAUCCGCUACGCCCUCAGCGGCAGGGCCUGGAACAACAUCAACAACAAGACGGCCUUCACCAACAAGAACGACUACGGCAAGGUGGAGAGGGAGGCGCAGUGGGCGACGGCGCAGAGGACGCUGCACGGCCUCAACCAAGGCAGCAGCAACUCCGACAUGUACACCGACAACAACGGCUACCGCGAGCUCUCGGAGAUCGCCGAGCAGGCCGCCAAGCGGGCCGAGGUGGCCAGGCUCAGGGAGCUGCACACGCUCAAGGGCCACGUCGAGUCGGUCGUCAAGCUCAAGGGGCUCGACAUCGAGACAAUAAACCAGAGCUACACGGUAUGAUCGUCGACGAACCUCCUCCUCGUCGUCGGCGAUAGGCAGGGCAGCGAUAUCUACACCUCUAAGUUCUUUGGCCCCCCUCCGCCUCCCGCCGGGAGGCUGGAGCGGGGAAGAUUGGUUCAGAUUCUCAGGGUUGGUUUUUUUUUCUUUGACCUAGAUGUUAAGAAGUUGUUGGCUUUAUUUGUAUUUUUCAGUGGGGAGGGGGAAGAAGAGUGCCCUCUCUUCAGUAUGUAUAGGAGUACGGUUUUGAGUUUAUGCCAGACCUUUUUGGUUCUUUUGCUUGUAAUAUGUUAGCGUGUUGUGUGGAAUAAAUACUCACUCGUACAAGGAAAGUGAAACUUGUUCAAACAUACUCCCUCCGUCCUAUAAUAUAAGAGCGUUUUUUACACUAGUGUGUUUUCGACACUACAUUAGUGUCAAAAACACUCAUAUAUUAUAUUAUGGGACGGAGGGAGUACUUGCCUAAGCAAACCCCAGCAGACAAUGUAAUCCAGCAAUUUCAUCGCUCGAGAUGGUCAACAAAAGAGACAGUUUAACAGAGCAAAACCGGCGGAAAGAAGACCCCGAUCAAGAAGGUUAGCAUCGCUUAAAGACACUAGCUACAGAGCAAUCUAAAGGAACGGGGUAUAGAGAAAGCAAAUUUGCUAGACAUAGCUAAAGGUGAACAGCCAUGGCUUGUCUGAUGAUUCAAAAUAGAAGAGCUAAAGGUGAACGGUGGCAUUCAUUUAACAUUCAUAAUUAUCAACAGACAGCCAUAAAAUGCAACUAAACAGAACGAAGAACAGCAAAAUUGUAAUACUUCAAGUGAUCGUCAUUCAACACGGUACAUAUGAUGAACAGUCAUGAACUGUCAAAUGCACACACAAACAAAUCAGGGAUGCUUAAACCAUGAAGAACACUAUACAUAUAAGCAGAUGGAUCAGUGAUGAUUCAACAUAGAAGACUCAUUCUAGUAGCACGCAAAGGCAGACUGGGUAUUCCAACUUUGCACAAUAACUACAAGUAACAGGAAUCCUAGACAAAAUCAGUUGGCUCAACGUGUGUUCAGAAACCAAAACUACAGAACCUGUGGCGUUUCUCUGACGCUAGGAAGACUGUAUUUAAGACACUAGCUCAUAAUACUAUAGCUCAUAUUUUGGUCACAGCCGUAAGCUCCAGCUAAAUUUGAAAAUACAUCAGCUCCUCCUAUAGGGGAAAUAUAGUUUGUACCGACUAGACAGAGGCAUGGCUCUGAGGUACUCCUAUCACUGUACAUAAUUUAUCAGCAAAACUAUAGCUAAUCAGUAUGUCAAUUUGUACAACUCAAACAGCAAGUCAUAAUACAGUACUCAAAACUGUAAUUGAGUUGGUAACUGGCAAGCGAAGGCAUGGUUAAACCAGAAGUGAACUCCAAACUGUACUACACGCCAUGUAUCUGAAGCAUGGAUAGACUAUCUGUGAACUCACAGCCAUACACUCUACAUGUAAACAGGGUUACAAAAGCUGACCCUGCUUACAAAAUAUAAACCAACUACGUUAAACACAUGCUGGUAGGAAAAAAAACCUCAUGUCAGAACUUACAGGGACAUGAAAUACCUUAGUAGUUAGUGCAAAUCAAGAAAACAAUCAUCAAAUCACAUCCCUCUCUCUCUCUCUCUGCUAAGUGGUCUGCAACAACAUAUCUCCAGAAAAAACCCAACUAACACAAACAUAAACUAGAUAGCAUGACUAGCAGCCAGUUCACUACAAUUACCAUGCCCUUUGGCAAUAACAAUGGCACGACACAAACAGACAUACACAGAAAUAACCAUCAGCACAAUACAGUAGACCAUUCGAACCAAAAUUAAGCCAUGGAGACAAAUUUAACAAGGGUGGCAUAUAGCAAAGGUUCUUUACUUGGCACAGCAUGGUAACAUGAGUACACCAGAGUACAAGCAAUAUCCUCAUAACACGACGAAAUUGAUAACAGAGACAUAUCCUGGAAUCACUUCCUAGCUUGCAUAACAAACACUGAAACGUCCAUAAAACAAAA